Molecule: messenger RNA, 2306 nt
Organism: Parasteatoda tepidariorum (common house spider)
Lineage: Eukaryota; Metazoa; Arthropoda; Arachnida; Araneae; Theridiidae
Gene: Mys45A
Product: SDA1 domain containing protein Mys45A
Biological process (GO): ribosomal large subunit biogenesis; ribosomal large subunit export from nucleus
Cellular component (GO): nucleolus
Source: RefSeq, a predicted model, not a curated record
UUAACUGUAACUUUGAUAUUAAUAAAUUCUACACAUGUUUUUGUUUACCUUCACGUACUUACGUCGGAAAUUGGAGAUAGUUUAUUAAAAUAUUUUCUGAGUAUUUAUUUUACUUUGUAAUUAGGUAUUUAAGUAAUCUUCAAUGAAGGAAACGUCUAGUGAUAAGUUAAAUUACAACAUAUUGCAAUUGCAAAAUUUAAUUAAAAGAGAUGCCUAUUCAUACUAUGAAGAAUUUACUCAGCAGUUUCAGCACUAUCAAUCUUUAUUGAUUCUGUUUAAAGAUAAUCCUGGCGAAUAUUAUGAAAAUGUAGCCUCUUUAGUCAUGUUCCUUGCUCAGGUUUCUACUUAUUAUAAAGAUGAGCUAAAAGACUUUCCCUCAGAAAUUAUGAAUAUUCUUAGAGAAUAUGACCAAGUAUUAGAUCCCAGUAUGAGAAUGGGUUUUUGCAAGGCUUUGAUAUUAAUGAGAAACAGAGGUAUUAUUGAUCCCACUGAAUUAAUUACGCUGUGCUUUGAAUUGCUUCGUUGCAAGGACAAGGUAUUACGCAAAUAUUUGCAGAUUCACAUUGUGGCUGAUUUGAAAAAGAUAAAUUCUAAGCAUAAAAAUUCAAAAGUCAAUAGUGUGCUUCAGAAUUUCAUGUAUAAAAUGCUGAGUGAUCGUAACGCAACUGCUGCAAAAGUAUCAUUGGAUAUAAUGAUUGAACUUUACAAGAGACACAUUUGGAGGGAUGCUAAAACUGUCAAUGCCAUUGCGACUGCAUGUUUUUCGGAUGUUAAUAAGAUUUUAGUUGCUGCUCAUCAGUUCUUUUUAGGUGUUGAUGAAGAGGAAGAAAAGGAUAGUGAUUCAGAGAGUGAAGAUGACACUCCAACAGUCAGAGAUGUAAUGUCUGCUAAUAAAGUUAAUAAAAAAACCAAGAAAAGGAUGCGAAUUCUAAAAAGAACAAAACAAGUGUUAAAAAAAUCGAAAAAGAAAAAAUCUAAAGAAGUAUUUGAUUUUUCUGCUAUACAUCUGCUUCAUGAUCCUCAAGGCAUGGCAGAAAAGUUACUGAAAACUUUACAAGCAAUGAAUGAACGAUAUGAAAUAAAGUUAAUGAUUAUGAAUCUUAUCUCAAGACUUGUUGGAAUUCAUGAAUUGAUUUUAUUGAAUUUCUAUCCUUUCUUGGUUCGAUAUAUGAAGCCCCACCAAAGAGAGGUCACAAAAAUUUUGAUGUUUGCUGCACAAGCAACUCAUGAACAUGUACCACCAGAUGCAUUAGAACCCGUUCUUCGAGCAAUUUCUGAUAAUUUUAUUACUGAAAGGAACUCUGUUGAAGUAAUGACAGUUGGAUUGAAUGCAGUAAGAGAAAUAUGCAUCAGAAGCCCUUUUUGCAUUGAUCAAGAUUUAUUGCAAGAUUUGGUACAGUACAAGAAAUUUAAAAAUAAAAAUGUUAUGAUGGCUGCCAGAUCCUUGAUUCAACUAUAUCGAAAACUCAAUCCUAAAUUGCUGCAGAGAAAAUUCCGUGGAAAGCCUACUGAAGCUUCUAAAGAGGAACAACCUUUAGAGUACGGUGUAUUACAGGCGAAAUCUUUUAUUCCUGGUGCAGAAGUUCUAUCACUAGAUCCUUCUAAAGAUGAACCCGAUAAAAAAAGUAAGGCUGACGAAGAAGAGAAUGCAGAUGAUAGUGAUGGUAGUUGGAUUGAUGUAUCUCAUUCAGCGGAUGAACUGUCUGAUGCGGAAGAAGAUGAUGAGGAAGAGGAUGUAGAAAACAGCAUUGCUGAGGAUGACCAGAAUGAUGAGAAAAUUUCAUCCUCAGAUAAAAAUAAGAGUGGUGAAGGAAGCAACAAAGAAAAAGCAAUGGCAGUUUCCAUGAAUAGGAUAUUAUCCCAAGAAGAGUUUAAGAAAGUAAAGAUUGCUCAACUUUCUAAACAAGUAAAAUUUGCUAAAGGAAAGAAACGAAAGGCGGCAGAAGAAGACAUGAAUGCAGAAGAACUUAAUAGAGGAGAAGUUGUGUCAUUAAAAGAUAUCGAAAAAUUACACAAAAGACCCAAACCCAAUAAGGAAACAAGAUUGGCUACCGUCCUGGAAAGUCGUGAAGGAAGAGAAAAGUUUGCUAAGAAAAAUAAGAAAAAUCCUAGUGCUGGUAAAACUCAAAAGGAGCAUAACAAGCGGAAAGCAUUUAUGAUGAUAAAACACAAAGUUAGGUCCAAAACAAAACGAUCUUUUAAAGAUAAACAGAUUUCCUUGAGGAAUGCAUUGUUAAAACGAAGAAAGAAUAAAUAGGCUGUAAUAGUUUUGUAAACCUCCUUUGUAAAUAAAAUUAUUGUAUAUA